This is a messenger RNA of Penicillium hordei, 231 nucleotides long. RefSeq lists its product as uncharacterized. The transcript has 2 exons. Bases 1 to 231 code for a protein of 76 amino acids. NCBI's taxonomy places the organism in Eukaryota, Fungi, Ascomycota, Eurotiomycetes, Eurotiales, Aspergillaceae. The record is from RefSeq and is a predicted model, not a curated record.
AUGAAUAUAAACUCUUUUGAUUCUCCGUUUCCGGUCCCUGUAUAUGGCAAGCCGUUUCGUGCCGCCAGAGAAUACCUUGAAACUGCUAAGCGGCUAGAGGCAUACUUACAAUACUUCGCAAGUGAAGGGCUUCCGGACAAGGUUAGCUUUCCGAUAUUUUACGAUCCCGGGUAUAUUAUACGCCACUUCGAUGCUAUUUAUCUUAAAGAAAAACCCCUUAAAUAUAACUAG